AUGGCAAAAGCCAGAAUUUCAGUGGAUCAGAAGGAUUUCUUGUGUCCAGUGUGUCUGGAUCUCCUGAAGGAUCCAGUGACCAUUCCCUGUGGACACAGUUACUGUAAGAGCUGUAUUACAUGCUGCUGGGAUCAGGAGGAUCAGAUGAGAGUCUACAGCUGCCCUCAGUGCAGACAGACCUUCAGUCCAAGACCUGCUUUAGCUAGAAACACCAUCUUGGCUGAAAUGGUGAAUAAAUUAAAGAAGAGGAAACGUCCUGCUGACUGUGAAGCUGGAGCUGGAGAUGUGCAGUGUGACGUCUGUACUGGACAAAAAUACAAAGCCGUCAAGUCCUGUCUGAUCUGUCUGAACUCUUACUGUCAGAAUCACCUCGAACAACAUGAGAGUUUCUUCAAAAGAAAGAGACACAAAGUGACUGAUGCCACUGGACGACUGCAGGAGAUGAUCUGCCAGAAACAUGAGAAGAUCCUUGAGACGCAGCUGAAGAAGACACAGAAGACGUUCCAGCAGAGAAUCCAGCAGAGAGAGAAAGAUCUUCAGCAGCUGAGAGAGGCUGUGGAGUCUCAUAAGCGCUCUGCACAGACAGCAGUGGAGGACAGUGAGAGGAUCUUUACUGAGCUCAUCCGCUCCACUGAGAGAAGCCGCUCUGAGCUGAUACAGCUGAUCAGAGAUCAGGAAAAGACUGCAGUGAGUCGAGCUGAAGGACGACUGGAGCAGGAGAUCAAUGAUCUGAGGAGGAGAGAUGCUGAGCUGGAGCAGUUUUUACACACACAUGAUCACAUCCAGUUCCUGCAGAGUUUCCAGUCUCUCUCAGCACCUCCUGAAUCUACAGACAUAAAUGACGAUACCUUCAUUUCUCUCUUCUCUUCUGAUGGUCUGAGAGAAUCUGUCCUUCAGCUGAGAGACAAACUGCAGGAUUUCUGCAAAGAGGAGCUCAAGAAGAUCUCAGACAGAGUCACAUUCACCAACAUUGUUCUCUGGACCAGGAAUAACUUCCUACAAUAUUCCCAUCAGCUCACUCUGGAUCUGAACACAGUGAAUAAAUGCCUCCAUCUGCCUGAGAGCAACAGAGUGAUUACUAACACUGACAAAGUCCAGUCGUAUCCUCGUCAUCCAGACAGAUUUGAUUAUUGGGAUCAGGUGUUGUGUAGAGAGAGUGUGUGUGGACGCUGUUACUAGGAGCUGCAGUGGAGUGGAGAUGAUGGUGUUUAUGUAUCAGUGUCAUAUAAGAGCAUCAGCAGGAAGGGACGGGGUUAAAGAGUGUUUGUUUGGAAAUAAUGAUCAGUCCUGGAGUUUGAUCUGCUCUCACACCAGUUACUCAUUCAAACACAAUAACAUACGGACUCGUAUCCCUUUGAAGUCCAUCAGCAGUAGAAUAGGAGUGUUUGUGGAUCACAGUGCAGG
Messenger RNA from Sinocyclocheilus anshuiensis, 1404 nucleotides. RefSeq names its product E3 ubiquitin/ISG15 ligase TRIM25-like. Bases 1 to 1179 code for a protein of 392 amino acids. Lineage: Eukaryota; Metazoa; Chordata; Actinopteri; Cypriniformes; Cyprinidae. The transcript has 6 exons. The record is from RefSeq and is a predicted model, not a curated record.